CUGUAAAGGUUAUCUGUCAUUUUACUGUCAAUAGUGCAGCAAUCAGCUGAUUAGUGACUUAUGUUUGUCCACUGAAUUUUCAACCACCACUCCUUGUCAGGUGACUAGAAAUCCAGUUUUCAUUGUAAAAAUUUACAAAUUUCGUUCACACAAUUUGAAAUUGAUUGUUCUUAUUUAAAAUGGCACUACAUUCUGCAGUAAAAGGAAAACUAAUCUCAGUAAUUGGCGACGAGGACACUUGUGUUGGAUUUCUCCUAGGAGGGGUAGGCGAAAUAAACAAAAACAGGCACCCCAAUUUCAUGGUUGUGGACAAAAACACAGCCGUUAGCGAGAUUGAGGAUUGCUUCAAGCGUUUUGUUAAAAGAGAUGACAUUGAUAUAAUUUUGAUCAAUCAGAAUGUGGCAGAAAUCAUACGCCAUGUGAUUGAUAAUCACAAUUCCCCUGUACCAGCCAUACUUGAGAUUCCAUCAAAAGAUCAUCCUUAUGAUGCCAGCAAAGAUUCUAUUCUCAGACGUGCAAAGGGAAUGUUCAAUCCAGAUGAGGUGGCUUAGAAAAUUCGUCUACAGAUGUGAAUUACUAGCUGAUGCAUUUCUGUUGUAUAUGUAUUCAAGAGAUAAUAUAUUAUAAUAGUAUUACUUGUAAUUUGACCUCAUUCCAUUAGUCAAAAUAAUGUACUAGCAAUAUUUCUACCUAUUAUUAUUGUUUUUGGCAAACCAUUGCAUUAUUAAAUUUCUGUAUAA
Phaedon cochleariae (mustard beetle) is the source of this 740-nucleotide messenger RNA. The record is from the annotation of a GenBank genome assembly. Lineage: Eukaryota; Metazoa; Arthropoda; Insecta; Coleoptera; Chrysomelidae.